Molecule: messenger RNA, 2986 nt
Organism: Anguilla anguilla (European eel)
Lineage: Eukaryota; Metazoa; Chordata; Actinopteri; Anguilliformes; Anguillidae
Product: Golgi integral membrane protein 4-like
Exons: 14
Coding region: 832-2124 (430 amino acids)
Cellular component (GO): Golgi apparatus; Golgi membrane
Source: RefSeq, a predicted model, not a curated record
UCCACAUUUUGACAUCAACACAACAAGACGUCGAACUACGCACGAAUACGGCGCUAUGGGUGUUUCGCUUUCCUAGUCAAACGCGCACUCACACUUACGUGUCCGGCGGGACUUGUAUUGAUCCGAUCUGCUCGCUUUGUUUGCAAAUGCACUUGGUCUAAAUAGUGAUCAUACACAGAGGAGAGCAUGUGUGGAAAUAAUUAAACGGCAAAGGGGAUGGCUAGCUAGUUAACUCUGGCUAGCUAGCUUCCUACUUUCUGAACGCGCAAAAGACAAUUGAAAAACACUUUUUUUUCGCACCAGAUCCCAGGAGAACUUGGAAGAAGGGAAAGAGAGUCAGAAACCCGGAGGUGGGAAAGAGAUCGGAAUAAAGAAAAGAAACAAGCUGGAAAGAGGGAAAACAGAUCUUCUUACACGUCUACAUGUCGGGAAAUUUGGCCCGGUUCCCGCUAUAUGCGUGUCUGGGUGAACAACUUCAGUAUCCUUCGUUUGAAUGGCAAAUGCAAUGACUAUCCCACUACUGACUGCAAUAUGCAAUUCCCAGGGAGUUAUUUGGCAGUGAAAAUUUUUAGGAAUACCACCUCUUGGAUAAUAAAAACGUGGGGAGUAGUUCCCCAACAAGAGAAAUCGAAAUGAGUCAGUGCCAUCAUCAUGCCUGAUUCAGUGUGACCGGGACACCUGCCAGCACCCCAAGCCCAGGCCAUCGCCCUAAACACCCCAUGCCCCCACCCCCCCACAAAGACUGUGCCUGCCUCUCCCUCUCUGUGCCUCUCCUACACUCCCGUCCCCCCGUCCCCCUGCCGCCCCCCCUCCCCCCUCCCCUCUGCCGCCAUGUUGGGGCUGUGCUGGCGCAGGCAGAAGUGCAGCGGGCUGACUGCGCUGUCGGCGUUGGCGGCCUGCGCGGCGUGCGCGGUGCUGCUCCUCCUGCUCACGCGGCUGCGCGAGAGCGCCGCGGACCUGGCCGCGCAGGCCCAGCGCUGCAGAGACCAGCAGGAGGCGCUGUCCGCGCAGCUGCAGGUGGUGUAUGAGCACCGAUCUCGCCUGGAGCGGUCCUUACAGAAGGAGAGACUGGAGCACAAGAAGACCAAGGAAGAUUUCUUGUUAUACAAGCUGGAGGCCCAAGAAGCCUUGAACAAGGAAAAGCAGGACGCCAUGAACAGAUACAGUGCCCUCAGCUCCCAAAACAGUAUCCUCAAGAACCAGCUAACGGACAUGCGCACGCAGCUCCUGUCCCAGCAGACGGCCAAUGGGGAGCUGCAGCUGAGUCAGCGCAAAGCCCUGGAGGAGUGCAAACUCACGGGGGCGCUGCAGCGCACAGAGACGCAGGACCGCAUCCUGUCGCUGCAGGACAUGGUGAUGAAGCUGAAGGAGGAGAGCAGGCUGCUGAGGAAGGCUCAUCAGGAUGUCCACAGCCAGCUCGUCAAUGCCCAGGCACAGGUGGAGGGAUUCCAGCAGGGGAAGCAGCCCCCGCAGAAGGCUCCUGGAGGGAAGGGGCUGUCAAUCAUCCUGCCGCACAUCGACACGGGGAAACAGACGGGUCCUCAGCUGCGAGAGCUAAAGGAUUCAGUUGGAUCACCAAGCUCUGCCCCCGGAUUGAAAUUGCUAUUGGUUAAUUCCACACAGUCUGGACACCAUGGACAGGUCACAAUCGCUCCUCUCAGCCAAUCCAAACAGAGGACACAACUGGACAUUGGGUUGGUUGGCACACGCUCAACCAAUCAUAAGGACUCCAUGGUGAUGACCAUGGAUAAGUGGCCAGGUGAAGAAGGACAGGAACAUCAAUUAGACAGUUGGAAUAGCUUGAACAGGAAGAACAAUUACAACCAGAGUCCGGACAAGAAUUUCCUCUCAGCGAAUCAGAGGGCUUCGUCUAAGCACUGGCGAGGUGUGGCAACCAAUGAGAUUAAGAGCACGGUGCCAGAAGAGAUUAAUGAGGACAGAGAUUUUGUAGAAAGGCUGGAUAAUGGAGAUCUGGAAAUUGACUCCCAGGGGGAAGAGAUGGCACAGGGCCCGGGCGCCAUCGCCCAGGAACCAAUGGAGGACGGGAGAGUGGGAGAGACGGAAGAUCAGCUCGAGGAGGAGGAUGAGGAAGACGACGACGGCGGAAACGAGGAAGAAUAUUAACACCCAGAGCUGCCUUUUGCCCUUUCCGACAAACCGCCUCUUCUUUCUCCCAGUCGCAGUUCAGCCAUGCCACUUUACCUCAAUUCUCCACCGUUGGCCUUUACCUCUCUCUCGUUCUCUGUGUCUCGCCCCUUCAUACUACUGCUCCCUGCUUCUGCCUCUCUCCUUAACCCUUUGAAGAGUAGGUUUUUUUGGAAUGUUUUUUUUUCUUCUUCUGAAUUCCAAGUCAGUGUUCUAGAACUCCAGUUCUAUCAAUCCCCAGCAGUGACUGUUACAUCAGCAUUAGAAUGUUCAGUUAACAUUCGAAUCACAGUUAUCACUACUCCUUAACAGGUUAAUACAUCACUACUUACUGUGAGUUAUAUUUCAGGAAAUAAUGUUGCCUUAUCAUUCCAUUUUCCCUCACAGGGAACAGUUGGAAACCAGUAGUUAUACUUUAUUGGACUGGAGUCACACUUGUUUGCAUCAGAUGAAACCAGUUUAUCGAUGUGCGUACAAGUUACAUUGCAGCUAUUAAUACUUUGACUGUUAUAUACAGGUACAUGUGAUUUGAAAACAAAUCUUUUUUUCUCUGAAUUAUAAUCCAGGCAGUGGUUAGUUGAUGCUUUUUUCUACUUUUUUAUACAACUUUUUUCCUUCAUAAAGGAGCAAUAGUGUUUUAAUGGUUAACUUUUCACUUUUACUGAAAUGUCAGUACAGUUGAACACGUGUUGCCACAAAGUUUCCAUUGUGUAUGAACAGGCUGAAAACAAGAAGUAUGAAAGCAAUAGUAUUGUUUCUCUAUAAGUACCAAUUUGUUUAAAUGUUAAAACACCAUUGUCUACUCUUUCAAUAAAAAGCAAGUUUGUAAAUAUCAGCCAUA